AUGCAAGAUCAUGUCCAUCGAUCGUGUCAUCCAUUGUUGUUAACACGGAAUGAAAUUAAGAAGAGAGAUCAGACGGCAAUGCAUCAUACAACCAUGUCACUCCAUACGACCAUGGCAGCAGACAAGAGAAAUACCACCACUGCCGAUACUAUGACCACAACAUGCCAUCCAUCCAGUGUGAUGUCAUUACUAGAGUCAACGGUGUCAUCAUUACCAGCAAAAGCAUGUCAACAACAAGAAGCAAAUUUGAUGGAGACUAUUGAAACGCUGAAAGAGACAACCAAUGACAUGGCACUACAAGAGCAAACAAUUGACCAACUUACACCUCUAACGAACCACAAAUACUGCAUUGAACCAUGCCCAUUCGAAAUUCAGAAACAAGACUCGAUCUCUUUCAUUGAACAGCUCAACAAGGUGAUUCUCGAAUUUCCAACUCUCAAAAGCUUAUUACCUCACAUACCAACCACAUCACACAAGUACUGUGUGGCAUCUUCGAGUCAAUCGAUCCUCAUUGAACAUACGAACAUGAAAGAUUGUUUGGAUUUUUUAACAGAUUUUGAAAAGUAUCCUCAAAUCGUAGAAGGAAUACAUUCAGCAACUGUCACGUGUCACAAACAAGACGACCACACGAGGAUGGUUCACAUGAAAUCCACCAUUCUCUUUUCCACUCUCGAAUAUGACAUUAAGGUGACACGAACUCGAGAAGGAAUUUCCUUCACUCACGUCUCAGAAACAAGUCCUUUUAAAUCCUUCACAGGUGGAUGGAAAUUGGAAAAUGUCGAAUGCCACAACAACCAUUCCUCCAAUAAGAAUGAUGAUCGAACGACCAUUCGAGCCACGUAUUUCAUUCACAUGGAAAUAGAACCACAAGUACUCUUUAAGGUUCCAUUACGAAACGGAUCCACAGAUUCUCAUGGAAUUUCAGCAGAUGCAUCCUUGUAUGAAUGGCUCUCCAACAAGAAUGUACCAACUCUCAUGCGAGUGAUGAAGAAACACAUUGAAGAAUACAGCACACGAAAGAGAGUGAAAGAAUUUCACAUCAAGCAAAAACAAUUGAUGCAACAAAGUUCCAUGCUCUUUUUGUAA
Messenger RNA from Naegleria lovaniensis, 1086 nucleotides. RefSeq lists its product as uncharacterized. Lineage: Eukaryota; Heterolobosea; Eutetramitea; Acrasida; Naegleriidae. Bases 1 to 1086 code for a protein of 361 amino acids. The transcript has a single exon. The record is from RefSeq and is a predicted model, not a curated record.